CAUCAUCAAUGCGGCAAUGUCCGUUCCGUAUAAAGUGAAUAGUACUAGGGCUCCGAAACUUUCGCCGGUUGUCAAUACUGGUCGGAGGCAGCAACAGACGAUCUAUAACUGCCAACAAGUCACCUUUUGGCCUUACAUCCUCGUUGCUCUUUGGAUGGUGCCCGUUCUUUGCUACAAUUUCUGGGACUUGAUCAACUCUCGCAAUGAACGUCGCGCAAGAAGUAUAAUUCGAGAUCAAACCCUUACCGCAGCGGGCUUGAUCCACGUAUACGCCCUGCACGCUCGUCCAGGUCAUGAGGUUGGCGAGAAAAUGCGUAACACGGUCAAGGAGAAGGAGCUGUUGGACAUAUACGAGGAUAUCGACACGCAUGUGCAACACAAUGAUGACGACGUCUAUUGGAAUGCUGCAAUGACGUUGGCAGAGCCACCGGGGAGUCCGUAUUCAAGUCCAUACACGCCUGAAUGGAACCCCGAAUGGUCAACGUCGCCGCCGGAGUCGCCGGCUGUGAUGCAAACGCACCCAAGUGCCCUUUCUCCACAGCUCUCGCCGUCGUCAUUGGGGUCACCUUCAUUACCGGCAAGUCCAACAAGAAUGGCGACAAGGAGACAGAGACUUUUCAGGAGGGGGACUUCAUCGGAUGGGAUGGCAGAACCGUUACUUGAAAGCGAGCAUCACGAAUACUACGACUCAGAGGGUAUUCCAUUGAGCACGUGGUCGGGAAGGAGACGGCGAUGAAGGAGAGAUGUGUUACCCGGAAUCAGAGCAUUCCGAAGGACUGCUGGUAAUUCGAAACCUUCACCACA
Molecule: messenger RNA, 804 nt
Organism: Saitoella complicata NRRL Y-17804
Lineage: Eukaryota; Fungi; Ascomycota; Saitoellomycetes; Saitoellales; Saitoellaceae
Exons: 1
Coding region: 17-736 (239 amino acids)
Source: RefSeq, a predicted model, not a curated record